Messenger RNA from Symbiodinium sp. CCMP2592, 960 nucleotides. NCBI's taxonomy places the organism in Eukaryota, Dinophyceae, Suessiales, Symbiodiniaceae. The record is from the annotation of a GenBank genome assembly.
AUGGCUACAGCCUGUGAGGACUCGCAGGGCUGUCCAGAGGAUGUGACCAUGCAGGUGUUACGACUUCAUGCCCCGUGGUUUGAGGAGGUACUUACACCGGCGAUGUAUUAUCACGACCCUCGCCCAGACGACGACACGCCCGAUGACGACGCCACCGUCAUCGACUCUUCUAUGCAUGGCAGCUCAAGUCAGGUUUCUCUGACCUCCGAUUGUUCAUGCCGCUCUGACGGGUUUGAGUUUGAUUCUGAACUGGUGCAUACUUUGACAGCUGCUUUCAAUGACAUGGGGGAGCGGGCCAACCAGCUGGCGUACACCUGUCUGCAUACAGGGUUCGUUACCUUUAGUCAGUUGCAGCAGCUCAGCCUUUUACUGCCGAUCGAUGCGAAACCGCGCAAGCACAUUUUGGACAGCUGUCACAACGACUCGCACUGCCAGGAGACCCGUUGCUUCACAGCAGGUGCCUACAUCUUUGGUGGAGAAGCGGGGAUCCGUACAAGCAUGCGUACCUUCUUCUGGGUGACGAGACUACUCUGCUGUAUAGUCAAAUCUGCUGCGGGUUCGAGGCCCUUUACAACUGUCACACUCUCGCUGAACCAGCAGUCUGGGGUUCAUGUGGAUGCGCACAACAGCCGGACUUAUCACAACAUCGUGAUUCCAGCCGGCUAUUGGGACGCUGGCGAACUCUGGGUCUACAAUGACAAUGGUUGCAACACGUUUCCAGGUACAGAGCUGCAAGGCGAUGUAGUGCCAGUUAGGCAUCCUUAUACCAUGCUGGAUGCUACGCAACCGCAUGCAGUGUUUGACUGGACGGGGGAGAGGACGGUCGUCAUUGGUUUUCACAUCCGAGAUGCAUGGAGACUUCAGAAGGAUGAUCUCGCAUUGCUUGCUGAUGCUGGCUUUCAUGUCCGAACCUGUGAGCGCGUAACUGACCCGUACAUGUCGGUCAUUGAGGUACAGUGA